AUGUGCGAGUUCACAUAUACUCAUCUCGAGUGCGGCCACAGAAAACAAGACCACAUCGACACUAGCCUAUGCGCAUACUUCGAACGGACCAGCGUUCACUGUCAGCCAGACAACCGACAGCACAGAGAACGAGGAACUACGGUCGUCACUCGAAAAAGAAAAGGAAGGUGUUUUGACUGUCUCCAGGAGGCAGAGAAUGCCGACCUAGCAGCCGCGAUAAAGGAGUCACUAGAAGCCUCCGAAAAAGCCAAGAGGGCCCGGGAAGCGGCCGAAAGAGUGCAAAAGGAAGAAGAGCAGCGCAUGGAGUGGGAAAGGAAGGCUUGGAAGCAGCAUGAAGAUGCAAAGCUGGCAGAGCGCAGAAGGCGCGAAGAUGCGGAAAUAAUCAAGAACAACGCAGCCGCCGCCGCCGAGCGACGGGCCAAAGAGGCUGCUGAGCUACAAGCGCAGAUGCAGAAGGAGCAGCAAGAAUUGUUCGACCGCAUCGCCAGAGAAGAGGCCGAAGAAGCUGCUGAGCUCGAAUUCAAGAAAGAUGCUGAGCAUAAGGAGCGUUUGAGGUUUCAAAAAGCAGAGCAUGAACGCAAGUUGGCUGAGAAGGCAAAGGAAGCCAAACGUUUACGUGAAGCGGCAAGAAAGGCCCAGGAGGUAGCCGACGAGCAAAAUAGACAUAACAGAGAAGCGGAUCUCGGACGACAGUACGAGGCAGAUGAAGAUAGGGUCGAACGGGAGAAAGAAGAACUGGAGCGUAAGCUCGCUCGAGAGAGGGCCGCCGAAGCAGCGGAGACAGUCUCCCCACCACCCACGCAUACCACGACUUUUACGUCCAAAACCGCCGUAGACUAUAGCACGCUGGUCGGUCACCAUGGACACCAAGAGAUCGGGCACGGCAUGCUCGGGAACCGACGUAUACCUCUACACGAAUCUCAAAAACGGGCUGAACCAACAAGACCCCCAACGACCCCGAGUUUCAAAACCGCUCCCACACCGAUGGCCAGUCUCGCCAGACCUGUGCAGUCGAGUCCAACGGAUUAUAGGAUUCCACAGCCCAGCUUCACCGCUACUUCCGGUACAACAACGCCAGACUGGAAAAAGAACAUCCGCCCAAGAUCUGGUUCAAGUAUCAUCCCCACAGCAGAGCCAUCAGGUCCCACUUCUGAGCUUGAGUCGCGACUGGCGAAACGACGAGAAUGGGAAGCCGAGCAGGAGAAACUUGAAGCAGAGAAGACAAAUCAGGAGAGGGGCGAGCCAUCCUUGGUGAUAGUCGACAAGGUACGUGGUCCUGCUACCGAGCCUUCGAAGCCUACUUCUCUCGCGUCACACACACCGGCAAUAUCCACCUCACCUCCGCCGACGUACCCUGUAGUGCCUGCUCUCGCACAACCGGAGCUGAACUCUGCAUCGCCUUCUCGAAUGACCACAGUACCCAAACCUUAUAAACCAGUGAAACGUAUACCAAGCGCCUCCAGCCCGCCUGCCACAUCUUCCAUACCCACUCCUCCCCCAAUGCCCUCACUACCGACACGAGCUCGCGUCGACUCUGCAGCGUCGUCACCCCGGGCGGGAAAUAAUAGUAAUGACGAGGAUAGUGCAUGGGACGAGCCUGAUAGUCAUCCAAUACGGAAACAAUUCUCGCCGGAUGAUGUUUUCGGAGAACAGAGGAGGAAGGGAUGGAGAGUAGAGUGA
This is a messenger RNA of Didymosphaeria variabile, 1680 nucleotides long. RefSeq lists its product as uncharacterized. The transcript has a single exon. Bases 1 to 1680 code for a protein of 559 amino acids. NCBI's taxonomy places the organism in Eukaryota, Fungi, Ascomycota, Dothideomycetes, Pleosporales, Didymosphaeriaceae. The record is from RefSeq and is a predicted model, not a curated record.